CCUCAAACAUCAACUAGAAAUACAAACAACUAUGAAAAUGAGGUUUUGUGCUUUGGUAAUUUUCUCUUUGUUGUUCUCCUCAUUCCAAGGAGGCUUAGCUGAGCAAUGUGGCACGCAAGCAGGGGGUGCUCUUUGCCCAGAUGGGUUGUGCUGCAGCCAGUAUGGCUGGUGUGGCACCACAGCUGAUUAUUGUGACAAUGGUUGUCAAAGCCAAUGUAGCGGUGGUGAUGAUGGUGGCGGUGACAGUGGCGGUGGUGGCAGUGGUGGUGAAGGAGGAGGAGAUAUUGGUAGUAUAAUUUCAAGGGAUGAUUUUGAUCAGCUACUACCGUAUCGUAAUGAUGCUGCCUGCCCUGCUAAGAAUUUCUACACUUAUGAUGCUUUCAUAGAAGCUGCAAAUUCCUUUCCUGGCUUUGGCACAACUGGGGACACUGACAUUCGUAAAAGAGAGAUAGCUGCUUUCUUAGGCCAAACUUCACACGAAACUACCGGGGGAUGGGCAACUGCACCUGGUGGCCCAUACUCUUGGGGGUAUUGCUUUGUUAGGGAAAUAAAUGGUGGAUCAUACUGUGCAGCGAAUCCCAAUUAUCCUUGUGCUUCUGGUCAAGAAUAUUAUGGCCGUGGUCCUAUCCAAAUUUCAUGGAACUAUAACUAUGGGCAGUGUGGAGAAGCCUUAGAGUUGGAUCUAUUGAACAACCCAGACCUUGUGGCCACUGAUCCAGUUAUUUCAUUUAAGACAGCAAUUUGGUUCUGGAUGACUCCACAGUCACCAAAGCCAUCGUGCCAUGAUGUAAUUAUCGGAAAUUGGAACCCGUCUAGUGCUGACGUUGCAGCUGGUCGGCUUCUCGGCUAUGGUACCACCACAAACAUCAUCAAUGGUGGCCUUGAGUGUGGUCAAGGUUCGAAUGCUCAGGUGGAGGAUCGCAUUGGAUUCUAUAAGAGGUAUUGUGACUUUUUUGGAGUUGGCUAUGGUGACAACCUUGAUUGCUACAACCAAAGCCCUUUUGGAAAUGGGUUGUUGGUGGACACUAUGUAAUUCAAUAGUCCAAAAUUCUGAAUCUAGGUUACUAGAUUUAGUUUGUGGACACCAUGUUCUAAUCCUAGCUUUUUAAAUUACUUGGUAUUACCUUGUAGUCAUGUGGUUAAGAUGAAGAAUAAAGAUCCUUUGUUUAAUCGGAGAGGUCAAUUAAGAGUUUCAUGUGAAGACAAAUUAUGGAUGUUGCUGUUACUAUUAAAUGUAAUGCUUUUCUUUAUUAUUUAAUGAAGUAAUGUUAAAUGUUUGCGUA
This is a messenger RNA of Quercus robur (English oak), 1283 nucleotides long. Its product is annotated as probable inactive chitinase-like protein LaCIC. Gene Ontology annotation, molecular function: chitin binding; chitinase activity. The transcript has 3 exons. The coding region runs from base 32 to 1033 and encodes 333 amino acids. Gene Ontology annotation, biological process: cell wall macromolecule catabolic process; chitin catabolic process; carbohydrate metabolic process. The record is from RefSeq and is a predicted model, not a curated record. Lineage: Eukaryota; Viridiplantae; Streptophyta; Magnoliopsida; Fagales; Fagaceae.